CUCCGACCCCAGACCCGACAACAUCCGCCUCCGCUCCAUCCCCAACGUGGUCCCGUCGGAGCUCACUCGCGCAAACGACCACCUCGCCUUCAUGGAAGCUGUCAUGUCCAAAAUGGAAGCGCCCUUCGACCACCUACUCCAUCGCCUUCAGCCGCCGCCUACGCUGAUCUUAGCUGACACUUUUUUGUACUGGGCGGUGGCCGUUGGAAACCGAAGGAACGUUCCGGUGGCGUCGUUUUGGACCAUGUCGGCGUCUAUUUUCUCUGUGCUCCACCACCAUCACCUUUUGGAGCAACAUGCUCAUUACCCUCUCAAUUUCUCAGAAAACGGUGGCAAACGUGUGGAUUACAUUCCUGGAAUAUCCCCAACGCGCCUCGUAGAUUUUCCUCUAAAUGAUGGCAGUUUCCGCAGCAAGCGAACUAUGCAAUUGUGCCUCAAAGGUUUCGCGUGGGUUUCCAAAGCACACUGUAUCUUAUUCACUUCCAUUUACGAGCUGGAGCCUCGAGCCAUCGAUGUCCUAAAGGCAGAGUUCUCUUUGCCCAUAUACACUAUUGGCCCUGUCACACCUUAUUUCAGCCUUCAAAAUGAAAACAACCCCACUUUGAGUUAUAGCUACAUGGAGUGGCUUGAUGCACAACCCCUUGCUUCUGUUCUUUACAUCUCACAAGGUAGCCAUUUCUCGGUUUCAAGGGCUCAAAUUGAUGAGAUGGCAUUUGCUUUGAGGGAAAGUGGCAUUAGGUUCUUGUGGGUAGCACGUGGUGAGGCUUCAAGGUUGAAACAAAUUUGUGGGGACAUGGGGUUGGUUGUGACAUGGUGUGACCAAGUGAGAGUGUUGUCACAUUCUUCUAUUGGAGGAUUUUGGUCCCAUUGCGGGUGGAAUUCCACAAAAGAAGGUGUGCUUGCUGGGGUUCCGUUUUUGACUUUCCCAAUAAUCAUGGACCAACCACUUGAUAGUAAGAUGAUUGUGGAGGAUUGGAAGGUUGGGUGGAUUUUUGGAUAUUUACUUAAAAAUAAAAUAUAA
Molecule: messenger RNA, 1021 nt
Organism: Cajanus cajan (pigeon pea)
Lineage: Eukaryota; Viridiplantae; Streptophyta; Magnoliopsida; Fabales; Fabaceae
Source: RefSeq, a predicted model, not a curated record